AUGGAUUUGGAUUAUAGUACGUAUGUUGCUUGGUUAAUGGUGGAUUUGACCUUGCUAGAUAAAAGAACAAAGGUAAAUCCUACUGAGAAGAAAUGCAAGUUAGCAUUGGGUUCAGCUGACCAUAUUGUUGCUCUUGCAACGGUUAUGACAAGCGAUGGUCCAUUAGAAGUUUGUCAUGGGACUCCAUUGGGAGAUGACAGAUUACGUGUUUCUGUUUAUGCUGCUUUGGAGGAAAAGGCUGUGAUUCCAUUUGUUGUAGAAGAUGAGAUUACGACAGUAAAGCAAGCUAUGGGGAGCUGGGUAAUGUGGCCGAAAAACCUGAUCAUAUUUGAUGAAAAGAAAAAAACAAGUGGUAAAGCAAGUAGGAAGCAGAAAAAGAAUCAGUUUACGCAAGAUGUAGAAGAAGAGUUUGACUUGCAGUCACUCGAAUCAAGCUUGCCAGCCGCAUUGCAGAAGUUAUGUCAGUGGGGAAAAGAAGGAUUCAAAGAUAGGAAAGCUGUUUGCUUUUAUAAAGAAGAGCGGGUAUUUGGUAUUAAUGCUAAGAGCUAUCUACUUGACUUGGAUGUUAAGAGGCUUGCAAAUAUGGCAGAAGUAACAGGAACCCUUAUAGUGUUGUACAUGAGGUACUUAUAUGAUGUACUAAAAGAGUCUAUGAUGCUAGACAUGGUUGGUUUCAUUGACCCAGCAUUGAUUGGUGAGAUAGGGUGUGGGAGUGCAACAACGAGGUCCCGAAGUAUAAAAGAUCGGCUGAUAAGUGCUUCUCCAAAUCAGAUUUUCUUGCUGCCUUACAAUGCAUCUGCUCAUUGGAUAUUAACUGUGAUUGAUCCGAACAAUGAGACUGUCUAUUACAUGGAUCCAUUAAAAAGACGCCUUGGGGGUAACGGAGAAUGGAAAGAUAUUGUUGACACGUAA
Molecule: messenger RNA, 912 nt
Organism: Rosa rugosa (rugosa rose)
Lineage: Eukaryota; Viridiplantae; Streptophyta; Magnoliopsida; Rosales; Rosaceae
Exons: 5
Coding region: 1-912 (303 amino acids)
Source: RefSeq, a predicted model, not a curated record